CCGCGGCGCUAGCACGAGGGGGCGCGCUCACUGUCCCUCUUUCCCCUCGUCACUGCUCGUCACUGUCUCGCGUGACGGACGCGUGACUGUGACGCGCCCCCUCGCCCUCGUCACACUGGGCGCUGGCCCCCUCGCACGGCCCCGUCCGUCGUCGUGUGCGCGAUUGCGUGAUUUUGCAGCAGUCGCUUGUAUAGUCUGCUGAGUGCAACAGCCCCUUGCGAACCCGGGGACGGCAACAACAACAACAACACAAAGCGUGUGAAGUGAUGUGUAGUGAUGCCAAAAGUGAAGUGAAAUAGUCAAGUUGUGCGAAGUGGUGAAAUGAGGAGUGUGGUUGUGCACAACGAGUGACGAGUGAUACAAGCAGAGGGUGCAUGAAUGAGUUUGCAUGAGGUGCACGAGUUUCGUCCAGUCCACGAUCUACCAAGGAAAUCAUCUGUGAUAUACGUUAAUGACCUAGGACAUUGUUUGCGUCCCAGCCAAACUUUGAAUCAAUUUUUUAAAAAGAUAUUGUACAAACGAAAUCAAAACGACGCAACCACCUAUGACAAAUUAAGUAAAAUUACUAUUCCAAUUUACAUUUAAUUGUUUCUACCAUACGCGUAAGAAAAAUAUUAACUAUAAUUGCAAUAUUGAAAACAACUGUGAAGGAAACACGGUGAAAGGUGGCCAGGACUGUCUCGCGUCAAUAUAGAGUGACCACCGUGGAUCGAUGAAGAGGCAAACUUCGACGCGUGCCUGCUGGCGGGCCAGCUGUGGCCGGCCUACACGGCAGGGGUGCCACCCUGCACACUAGCGCCGCCUCACCGACGGUGUCCGAGCAGGUGCGACCAGACAGACAGGGCCAGGUCGCCGCCGAGGAGGAGGAGAAGGAGAAGAAGACGUCCGCCAUGCCGGCGAGCUCAGGCUAGGGCGGCGCGCGGCGCGACCACGAGGACCUCGCGGCCGGAUCGAUAGUCCGCCCGUCCGGCCGGCGUCUGUCCGCCCGCCGGCUCCGCAGCAGCCCCAGCCUCCCCCGCGAACAGCACCGCCACCGGCUCAGCCACCGGCUCAGCCAUGGACUUUGAGCUGGACCUCAGCCUCAAGGAGUGGGCCAAGGACAAGCCCCUCAGCAUCCUGCAGCUGGACCCCGCCGACAGGGCGGUCCUCCGGAUAGCAGACGAACGAGACGCGAUCCAGAAGAAGACCUUCACGAAAUGGGUCAACAAGCACCUGAAAAAGCACUGGAAGUAUGUCAAGACCUACACCCUCCUCACUGUCGUGCCCGGGACCGCGGCCGCCGGGCCUCUUUCGCCAAACGUGAACCGCCACGUGACGGACCUGUUCGAGGACCUGCGCGAUGGACACAACCUCAUCUCGCUGCUCGAGGUCCUCUCGGGGGAGACUCUGCAGCCCCGCGAGAGAGGCGCCAUGCGGUUUCACAUGAUGCAGAACGUCCAGAUGUGCCUCGACUUUUUGUUUUACAAGAAGAUCAAGUUGGUCAACAUUCGCGCCGAGGACAUCGUGGACGGUAACCCCAAGCUCACCCUGGGCCUCAUCUGGACCAUCAUCCUCCACUUCCAGAUCUCCGACAUCGUGGUCGGACAGGAGCCCAAUGUUAACGCCCGCGACGUGCUGCUGCGGUGGGCGCGCCGCUCCACAAACAAGUACCCCGGCGUCACGGUGCGGGACUUCACCUCGUCCUGGAGGGAUGGCCUCGCCUUCAACGCCAUCAUCCAUCGAAACAGGCCGGACCUGGUCGAUUGGAGCAAAAUCCGCAAGCGGGCUGUGCGGGAGCGACUCGAAACGGCGUUCUACCUUGCGGAACGCGAGUUUGGCGUCACCAGGCUUCUGGAUCCCGAAGAUGUGGAUACAAACGAACCGGAUGAAAAGUCACUUAUUACAUACAUUUCUUCUAUGUAUGAAACAUUCCCCGACCCACCCCAACAACACCCACUUUAUGAUGGCGAGUCCUCUGCCAAGCUGAACGAGUACCGGGACCUGGCCACAGACCUGACCAGGUGGAUGCGCGAGAAGCUGGUGGUGAUGCAGGACCGCCACUUCCCCAACACGCUCAUCGAGAUGAAGAAGCUGGCCAACGAGUCGGUGCGCUUCCGCAACGAGGAGGUGCCACCGAGGCAGAGGGACAAGCAGCGCCUGGUACAGCUCUAUCGCGAACUGCAGAGUGAAGUAGAUCUGGAAUCAUCCGAGCUUCAUAUUGAAGUAAUCGACCGACAAUGGAACCGUCUCAUGAUCGCGCACCAAGACAGGGACGUCGCUAUUCAGGAAGAAAUUAAACGAUUGGAACGGCUGCAACGCUUGGCUGAAAAGGUCCACCGAGAGAUCAAGCAAGUUGACAGCCGUCUUGAGGAGCUGGAGGUGCGUAUCGAGGACGAGGCACGUCGGCUGGACCGCCUGCACCCCCUUGAUAGCAAGCGCAACGUGGACGCUCUGGAGCAGGACAUCCGCAUCGUCGAGGAGAACAUUCAGACCUUGUUCGGCGACGUGCAGACGCUCCGUGACGGCCGCUAUCCCCAAGCCCCAGAGCUUCUCAAGCGGGUGCAAAAGCUUCACCAGCGAUGGGUCGAGCUCCGCUCGCUCCUGCACAAGAAGCUGAUCGCCCCGCUGUCCAACAUGUCCUUCCCUGUCGAGGAGCGCACCGUGCGCCGUGAGAAGGUGACCGUUGUCGAGACCCGCCUUGUUGACACCAACCAGCACUUCCAGAACCUGCAGGAGUGUGCUGAGUGGGUGCGCAACAAGCUGAAGCAGCUGCAAGAGGCCGAGUACGGCUCGGAUCUGCCCGGUGUGCAGACGGAGAUAUCGAUCCACCAGAGGGAGCACAAGACGAUCGAGCAGUUCCACACCAAGGUUGAGCACUGCGCUGCAGCCAAGGCCAAUUUCCAUGGCGAAGAGCUGCAGCUGUACAACCAGCAUCUGAGUGUGCUCCACAAGCUGUAUGCCGACUUGCUGACUGCUUCCAAUAAGCGCACAACCGACCUGGAGAUACUCCACGACUUCUUACAGUCUGCCACCAACGAGCUCAUGUGGCUCAACGAGAAGGAAGAGGUGGAGGUGUCUCGAGACUGGUCAGACAAGAACCUUAAUCUGCCAGCACUUGAACAGUACUAUGAGUCUCUCAUGAGCGACCUAGAAAAGCGUGAAAUUCAAUUCUCUGCUGUCCUGGACCGUGGUGAGGCACUUAUCCUGCAACAUCACCCUGCAACUAAGACAAUCGAAGCAUACAUGAAAGCCAUGCAGUCGCAGUGGUCCUGGGUUCUACAACUCACCCUUUGCUUGGAAACACAUCUCAAGCAUGCCCACAAUUCCCAACAAUUCUUCAAGGAUGUCAAAGAAGCUGAAAACUGGAUUAAUAAGCGUGAUGAGGUUUUGAACACUACAUUCUCAGCCGCUGAAUUUAGCCUGGAUGAGGGUGAACGCCUGCUGAAGGGAAUGCAAGAGCUACGGGAGGAGUUGAAUGCGUAUGGGGAUAUAGUUACAAAACUUGCUCAACGAGCAAAAGAAAUUGUGCCAAUGAAACAACGAAGAAUGCCUGUCACAAAGCCAAUGCCUGUUGUCUCCAUUUGUUCUUACAAACAGGCGAAUGCCAAUAUUGAAAAGGGUGAUCCAUGUGUUUUGCAUGAUAAUUCUGGUCGUAUUAAGUGGCGCGUGGUCAGCCGGGCUGGCAUUGAAUGCCAAAUUCCUGGUGUUGUCUUCCUGCUUCCUCCUCCAGACAAAGAGGCUCUUGAAGCUAUUGAACGUUUGAGACGCCAGUUUGAUCGCACAGUUGCGUUGUGGCAAAAGAAGCAAAUGCGCUUGAGACAGAACAUGAUUUUUGCUACAAUCAAGGUUGUGAAGAGCUGGGACCUUGACCAAUUUUUGGCAAUGGGUCAAGACCAACGGAAUGCCAUCCGUCGAGCUCUCAACGAAGAUGCUGACAAGCUUCUUCAGGAAGGAGAUCCCUCUGACCCACAACUGCGCAGGUUGCGUAGAGAAAUGGAUGAGGUCAAUCGCCUCUUUGAUGAGUUCGAACGACGAGCCCGUGAGCUGGAAGAAAGCAAAAAUGCCACUCGUAGGUUUAACGACCAGGCUGGAUCUCUUCAGCAGAGACUUGAUGAAAUGGAACGCACACUCAACCAACGUAUCAACUCCUUCUUACCUCGUGAUCUGGAUUCUCUAGAACACCUAGUUAUUGAGCACAAAGAAUUUGAGACUAGACUACAGGCACUGACACCAGAAGUAGAUCGUGUUCAAGAAACAUUCCGCACUGUACCCCAGAAGACACCAGCUCUUCAACAAAAGCUGGAUAAAUGCCUACAGAAAUGGAAUUCCCUCUGGAAUUCAUCCCAUCUGUAUAUUGAAAGGCUGAAGUGUGUGGAAGUGGUGCUAACUGGUCUUGAAGAGGCAACAAAUGCAGUAUCCGAAUUUGAAAUGAAAUUGGCAUCGUAUGAUAAGAUGCCUUCAGAUAUGGAAUCUCUGCAACGUCUACAUGAAAGCCUUUUGAACCUACAGAGUGUAGUCAGUCAACAGCAAAUUGCUAUUGAUCAACUAAAUGAGGAUGCUGUGAACUCUCGUCGCUUGGUUGAGAAAUCUCGCUCUACCAGUGGUCAUCGUGGUGUUGGUCACCCUGAUGUAGAUAGACUAGAGGCAGAUGUUGAGCGUAUCACUAAGCGCUGGAACAAUGUGUGCAAUCAACUUGUAGAACGGCUGCGUAGCUGUGAAGCAGGCUAUGGUCUUCUGCAGAAGUUUGCUGACACUUAUGAAGCUGAAGUGAAAUUCGUCGAUGAGAGCUACAAGCAACUAAAUGCCAUAGCACCUUCCAAGUACAAGGCGCUGGAACAAGUGGACAACACAAAGGCCCUGUACAACAAUGUAGUAGAAAGAGCAAAACCAAUUGAGGCUGUGAAUGUUGAUGGUGGAAGAUUUAUUCGUGAAGCUAAGCAAGCGAUGGAGGAGAAGUACCGACUGUGCGACGAGUCCCUGCAGAAGCUGCUGCAAUGGAUCGCCGAGGUGGAGGACAAGCUCGCCAACCAGGACGUCGUGCACGAGCAGGUGGAUGAACUCCGCAACCAGAUCAACAACCUCAAGGUGAUGAAGGACGACCUGGACGCGCACGCCCGCCCCGUGUCGGCGUGCCUGGACCAGGUGCGCCUCAUCGUGUCGACCGGCGGCGAGCUGCUGUCGAGCGUGGAGGUGGCCUCGCUGGAGAAGAACGGCAAGGGGCUGCGCACGCGCUUCGACCGCGCGCACAACCGCACCGACCUGCUGCUGCGCCGCCUGGCCGCCGCGCGCGACGAGCUCACCAAGUUCCGCGGCGAGAUGAUGCAGUUCGUGUCGUGGCUCGACAAGGCCCGCCGCACGCUCGAGGACAAGGAGCGCUCGCUGUCCAACCUCAACCGCCUGACGAGCGGCGCCGACUCGACGCGCGAGUUUGUCAGCGACGUCAUCUCCCACCAGGCCGACCUGCGCUUCCUCACCAUGGCGGCGCAGAAGUUCGUCGACGAGUCCAAGGAGUACCUGACCGUGCUCAACGAGUUCCGCACGAGCCUGCCGCAGCGCUUGCCGCACGUCGAGGCCAUCUCGGCGCAGGAUUCGGUGGUGCGCAACGAGGUGUCCGUGGUCACGGCACAGUACAAGGACCUGCUGAACCGCUGCAACGCGCUCACCGACCGCCUGUCGGGCGUGGGCGGGCGCCAGCGCGAGUACCGCAACGCCGUGGACAAGGCGCGCGCCUGGCUCAAGGAGGUGGAGCCCCGCGCUCACAAGAUCAUCGCCGAGCCCAUCGGCGCGGACCCCAAGACCGUGGAGGACCAGCUGUACCGCGCCAAGCAGCUCAACAACGAGUUUGUCGCCAACGCCCGCCUCAUCGACAACGCCCGGCAGGCACUGGCCGCGCUACUGCGCUCCCUGGACGGACAGCUCACGCCGGCCGAGGCCCGCGACCUCGAGCAGCCUGUGCAGGAGAUCGAGGCCAAGUACAACCAGCUGGCCGAGGCGCUGGCCGACAAGUGCGCCGCGCUGGACACGGCGCUGACGCAGAGCCAGGGCGUGCAGGACGCGCUCGACGGCCUGGUCGGCUGGCUCAACAGCUCCGACAACCAGCUCAAGACGCAGUGGCGGCCCGCCAGCCUCAUCAAGGAGCGCCUGGAGGAGCAGAUCCGCGAGCACCGCCUGCUGCAGGCCGAGAUCGACAGCCACAAGGCGAGCGUGGAGAGCGUGGCGCGAUCGGCGCAGGAGCUCGUCAACACGGCCAGCAACUCGCGCCUCGCCAAGAAGAUCGAGACCAAGCUGCACGACGUGACCUCUCGCUUCGACAAGCUGCUCGACAAGGUGGCCAAGCGCGGCGAGUUCCUCGACGAGGUGAUGGCCGCGCUCAUGACCUUCUCGAACCAGGCCACGCUGCUCGAGCGCUGGCUGUCGGAGAUGCUGGAGGUGCUGGACUCGCGCGAGCUGCCCGAGGUGGCUGCCCGCCUCGAGGACCUGGCCGCCAAGCGCGACGCCAAGCGUGAACCCUUCGACGAGAUGAUCCGCAACGGCCGCAACCUGGUCGGCCAGAAGGACGUGACGGACACCGGGCCGGUGCGCGACCGCAUCAAGGCGCUGGAGAGCCAGUGGAAGGAGCUCAACAGCCUGCUGGACGAGAAGACGCGCCUGAGCCGCGCGCGCGCCGAGCAGCUCUCGGCCUACGACCGCCUGCGCGACCAGGUGCUCGAGUGGCUGUCCAACAUGGAGAACCGGCUGACCAGGCUGGAGGCCAUCGCGUUGGACGCCGAGUACCUCAAGAAGCAGUCCGAGGAGAUCAAGCCUCUGGUGAAGGAACACCGCGACUAUGUCAGCAUCAUCGACAAGGUGAACGACCUUGGCAACGCGUACGACGCGCUGACCCAGGGCGGUCGCCCAGACUCUCCCGCUCGCCGGCGCUCAGGCGCAUACAGCCCCACCAAACGCCUAUCGUCCACCGCCAGCCCAAUCGGACGGCGCUCGUCCCAGGAUGUGCUGCUUACGAGCCCCGUGUCGCCAGGUGGGUCGAGCGGCUUCAGCAGCCGACGCUCGUCCCAGGACGGCGGCUUCCACCUGGACGAGGUGUCGCCCGUGCAGCAGCAGCUCACCGAGAUCAACAACCGCUACUCGCUGGUCGGCGUGCGCCUCGGCGACCGCCAGAGCGAGCUGGACUCCCUGCGCGAGGAGGUGCGCAAGAUCCUGGAGAACCUGCGGACGCUGUCCGUGUUCCUGGACAAGGUGCAGCGCGCCCUGCCCAAGGAGAGCGUGCCCCAGACCAAGGAGGAGGCCGACAAGAUGACCCGCCAGAUCAAGACCGUGCUCGAGGACAUGUACGAGAAGCAGUCGCUGCUGGACGGCACGCGCGGUGCGGUGCAGGACCUGCUCCGCCGCAAGCCGGGCGCGCGCGGCGCCGACACGCUGCACGACGAGAUGGCCGAGGUGGCGUCGCGCUGGCGCGCGCUCCACGACCUGUGCAAGGCGCGCAUCAAGCUCAUGGAGGACAUGAAGGAUUUCCACGACACGCACGACUCGCUGAGCGGCUGGCUGGCCGCCAAGGACCGCAUGCUCACCGUGCUGGGCCCCAUCUCGUCGGACCCGCGCAUGGUGCAGAGCCAGGUGCAGCAGGUGCAGGUGCUGCGCGAGGAGUUCCGCACGCAGCAGCCGCAGCUCAACCACCUGCUCGAGGUGGGCGACUCGGUGCUCUCGCACGUGGACCGCAACUCGGGCGACGGCCAGCGCAUCGCCGGCAAGGUGGACAACAUCCAGCAGCGCUGGAACGACCUGCUCGGCCGCCUGGAGGAGCGCGCCGACAGUCUGGGCGCCGCGGCCGACACGAGCAGGGAGUUCGACGCGCAGCUCACGCGACUCAGGGACGCCCUGCAGGGCAUCAGCGACGCACUGGACGACCUGCCCCUCGACAAGGACCCAGAAGAGCAGCUUCGCAAAAUCGAGAACUUGGAGCGCCAGCUGGAGGGCCAGCGGCCGCUGCUCGCUGACGUGGAGGCGGCCGGUGCGCAGCUGUGCGAGGUGCUGACAGACCCGGCGUCGCGCGCCGACAUCCAGGCCAAGCUGGCCGCUGUGGUGCGCCAGUACAACACGCUGCAGAAGAAGCUGGACAACCGCAAGGCGGAGAUCGAGGGCUCGCUCCGGGACAACCGACAGUUCGAGCAGUCGUGCGCCCGCACCCUGGGCUGGCUGUCGGACGAGCUGGGCAGCCUGUCGGAACGCCUGCUGGUGUCGGCGGACCGCGAGGUGCUGCAGGAGCAGCUGGAGAAGCACGAGCCCAUCUACAAGUCGGUGCUGAACCGUGAGCACGAGGUCAUCAUGCUGCUCAACAAGGGCAGGGACAUGCAGGCGCGCGCCGGGCCGCGGGGUGACUCGCGCAACCUGGGCCGCGACCUGGACAAGAUCCAGCAGGCGUGGGACAAGCUGCGCAAGGACGUGAUGGAGAGGCACACGCGCCUGCAGAUGUGCAUGGAGCACUGCAGGAAGUACUACCGCGCGCAGGAGCAGUUCCUGCCGUGGCUGGCGCAGGCCGAGGACAAGCUCGAGUCCCUGCAGCCCGCGAGCUUCAAGCGCAAGGACAUCGAGCGGCAGCUCAAGGAGCUGGCCGCCUUCCGCAACGACGUCUGGAAGCGUUCCGGCGAGUAUGAGAACAACCGCAUGCUGGCCGAGACGUUCCUGAGCGCCUGCGACAUUGACAAGGACAUCGUCAAGAACGAGCUGACUCACUUGAAGCAGCGUUGGGACCGCCUCAACAACGGACUCCUGGAGAGGACGCAGGCCCUGGAGGAGACGGCGCGCCGCCUGGGAGACUUCGGCGAGAACCUGCGCGACCUGUCGCACGCCGUGCAGCGCUGCGAGGACCGCCUGGCGUCUCACGACGCGAUGGGAGGUGCGGCCAGGGACCCCAAGAUGUUGGACAGAAUCCGCGCUCUCCGCGAGGAGACCGGCAACCUCAAGAAGCCGCUGCAGGGACUGCGCCAGGCCGCCGGAGACCUUGUCAAGGAGGCUGGCGAACACGGUGUGGACGCCCAUCACCUGCAAGAAGAGGUGGACGGUGUCGGCGACCGCAUCGAUGAACUCUGUGCCAAGCUGGACGACCGUUGCAGCCAGCUACAGUCCGCGGCCACGGCCGUCACUCAGUUCAACGAGCAGGUCAAGGCCUUGGGCCAGGAUCUGACGGGCCUGGAGAACGAGCUGGACGCCAUGAAGCCGCCCGGCAGGGAGAUCAAGGUGGUGCGAACCCAGCUGGAGGACGUUGCGCGCUUCCUGAAGAAGGUCAGCCGUGCCGCAGACGACGUGGCCCGCGCCGUGCAGUCCGGCGAACACCUGGUGGACUCGGGCUUCGCCCCGGACACCGUGGCUACCCGCGAACAGGUCGAGUCGCUGCGCAGGCAGCUCGGCCGCCUGGACGAGCGCGCACGCAACCGUGAGGAGGACUUGGACCAGGCGCUCGGCCGCCUCGAGUCGUUCUACCAGCAGUACAACGUGGUCCUGGAGGACAUCUCGCGCGCCGCCGACCAGGUGCGCAAGCUCAAGCCCAUCGGCUCCGACUUGGACAGCAUCAAGGCCCAGCAGGAGGAGUUCCGCCACUUCCGUCGCGCCACCAUCGAGCCGCUCGGCUCCACUGUGGGAGACACCAACCGCGCUGGCCAGGGGCUGGUCCAGAGCGCGGCGGGCGGCGUGAGCACUGUGCAGCUGGAGAAGGACCUGGAGAAGCUCAACGACCGCUGGAACGACCUGAAGGAGAAGAUGAACGAACGCGACCGCAAGCUAGACGUCGGACUUCUGCAGUCCGGCAAGUUCCAGGAGGCGCUGGACGGGCUCAGCAAGUGGCUGUCCGAGACGGAGGAGAUGGUGGCCAAGCAGAAGCCGCCGUCAGCCGACUACAAGGUGGUCAAGGCCCAACUGCAGGAACAGAAGUUCCUCAAGAAGAUGUUGCUCGACCGACAGAACUCGAUGUCGUCGCUCUUCGCCAUGGGCAACGAGGUGGCCGCCAACGCGGACCCGGCCGAACGUAAGGCCAUCGAGCGCCAACUCAAGGACCUGAUGGGCCGCUUCGACCGGCUCACAGAGGGCGCGCAGCAGCGCAUGGAGGCGCUGGAAAUGGCCAUGGCCGUGGCCAAGCAGUUCCAGGACAAGCUCGUCCCCAUCGUGGAGUGGCUGGACAAGACGGAGCGCAAGGUCAAGGACCUGGAGCUGGUGCCCACCGAUGAGGAGAAGAUCCAACAGAAGAUCCGCGAGCACGACGCGCUGCACAAGGAGAUCAUUCGCAAGAAGGCGGCAUUCACCGAACUCACCGAGGUGGCCAGCACCCUCAUGGAGCUGGUCGGCGAGGACGAGGCGGCUGGUCUGGCCGACAAACUGACGGAGACCACGGACCGCUACACCGUCCUGGUCGAGGCGUCCGAAGCCGUAGGCGCACUACUACAGCAGUCCCGACAGGGUCUGCGACACCUGGUGCUCACCUACCAGGACCUGCAGGCCUGGAUGGAGAAGAUGGAGCAGCAGCUCAACAAGCACCGCGUGCUCGCCGUGCACACCGACAAGCUGCUGCAGCAGAUGGACGACCUGGCCGACCUCACGGAGGAGAUCUCCAACAAGCAGACGGCCGUGGACGGCACCCUGGAUAGCGGCAUGGAACUCAUGAAGCACAUCUCUAACGACGAGGCCAUCCAACUCAAGGACAAGCUGGACUCGCUGCAGCGCCGCUACAACGACCUGACAUCGCGUGGCGCCGACCUGCUCAAGCACGCCCAGGAGGCCCUGCCCCUGGUGCAGCAGUUCCACAACUGCCACACCAAGCUGGUGGACUGGAUGAUGGGCGCCGAGGCCACGCUGCAGCAGGCCGAUCCCCGCGAGGAGGACAUCCACCGCCUCGAAUUGGACCUGCAGGAGUUCCGGCCGGUGCUGGACGCCAUCAACCAGGUCGGGCCGCGCCUCUGCCAGAUGUCACCCGGCGAGGGCGCCUCUACCAUCGAGGGCCUCAUGACACGCGACAACAGGCGCUUCGACGCCAUCGCCGAGCAGAUCCAGCGCAAGGCGGAGCGCAUCCAGCUCUCCAAGCAGCGCUCACUGGAGGUGAUCGGCGACAUCGACGAGCUCCUCGACUGGUUCCGCGAGGUGGAGAACCAAAUCCGGGAGGCCGAGCCACCAAGCUCGGACCCGGAAGUGAUCCGCGUGCAGCUCAAGGAGCACAAGGCGCUCAACGACGACAUCUCGAGCCAGAAGGGACGCGUGCGCGACGUGCUGUCCACGGCCAAGAAGGUGUUGCGCGAGUCUGCGCAGCAGGAAGACACGGCCACCAUCCGGGAGAAGAUGGAGGACCUGCGCGAGACGAUGGAGGUGGUGUCCGGGCUGAGCGCGGACCGCCUCGGCAUCCUGGAGCAGGCCCUGCCGCUCGCCCAGCACUUCCUGGAGACCCACGCCACGCUGGUCAGCUGGCUCACCGACAUGGAGAGGCAGGUGGCCAUGCUCGCCAUGCCCGCGCUCCGCCCCGACCUGAUCGCGCAGCAGCAGGACCGCAACGAGAUGUUCCUGCAGUCCCUCAACGAGCACAAGCCGCUGCUCGACAAGCUCAACAAGACUGGCGAGGCGCUCAUCAGCCUGGUCAACGACGAGGAGGGCUCCAAGGUGCAGGACGUGAUGGACGGCGACAACGCGCGCUUCAACGCCCUGCGCGUCGACCUGCGCACGCGCCAGCAGGCCCUGGAGAAGGCCCUGCAGGAGUCGAGCCAGUUCGCCGACAAGCUGGAGGGCAUGCUGAGGGCGCUCACCAACACCGCGGACCAGGUCAACAACAUGGAGCCCGUGUCGGCUCAUCCGCCCAAGAUCCACGACCAGAUCGACGACAACAACGCCAUCGUCGAGGACCUGGAUAAGCGCCAGGAGGCCUACGAUGCGGUGAAGCGCGCCGCCACGGACGUCAUCAACAAGGCCGUCAACAAGUCGGACCCCGCCGUCAACGACAUCAGAAGGAAGCUGGAGCGCCUCAACAGCCUGUGGAAUGAUGUGCAGAAGGCGACCAACGACCGCGGCAAGUCUCUGGACGAGGCGCUGCGCGUGGCCCAGAAGUUCUGGGAUCAGCUGCACGCCGUCAUGGCCACUCUGCGCGACCUGCAGGACACCCUGCAGUCGCAGGAGCCGCCCGCCGUCGAGCCUUCAGUCAUCAAGCAGCAGCAGAGCGCGCUGCAGGAGAUCAGGCACGACAUCGACCAGACCAAGCCAGAGGUGGACCUCUGCCGCCAGACGGGCCAGAAGCUGAUGAAGAUUUGCGGCGAGCCCGACAAACCCGAGGUGAAGAAGAACAUCGAGGACCUGGAUAGCGCAUGGGACAACAUCACCGCCCUGUACGCACGUCGCGAGGAGAAUCUCAUCGACGCCAUGGAGAAGGCCAUGGAGUUCCACGAGACGCUGCAGAACCUCCUGGCCUUCCUGGACAAGGCAGAGGACAAGUUUGCGCGCAUGGGCGCGCUUGGGUCGGACAUCGACGCCGUCAAGAGGCAAAUCAGUCAGCUCAAGGACUUCAAGCACGAGGUGGACCCCCACAUGGUCAAGGUGGAGGCACUCAACAGGCAAGCUCAGGAGCUGACGGAGCGCACCUCGGCGGACCAGGCUCAGGCCAUCAGGGAGCCGCUGGGCGCCGUGAACAGGCGUUGGGACGAGCUGCUGCGCGGCAUGGUGGAGCGCCAACGGCAGUUGGAGAACGCGCUGCUGCGCCUCGGCCAGUUCCAGCACGCCCUGUCCGAGCUGCUGGCGUGGAUCGAUGGGACGGAGCGCACGUUGGACUCGGAACUCAAGCCGGUGCCGGGCGACCCCCAGCUGCUGGAGGUUGAACUGGCGAAGCUCAAGGUCCUCGUCAACGACAUCCAGGCCCACCAGUCGUCCGUGGACACGCUCAACGACGCGGGCCGCCAGCUGAUCGAGAGCGGCAAGGGCACCCUGGAGGCGUCCAGCACGCAGGAGAAGCUGUCGACGCUGAACCGGCGUUGGCGCGAGCUGCUGCAGAAGGCCGCGGACCGGCAGACGGAGCUCGAGGACGCCCUUCGGGAGGCGCAGCGGUACCACGCCGAGAUCCAGGACCUGCUGUCGUGGCUCGGAGAGGUGGACGGCAUCAUCGCGGCGUCCAAGCCCGUGGGCGGGCUGCCCGAAACGGCCUCGGAGCAGCUGCAGCGCUUCAUGGAGGUGUACAACGAGCUGGAGGAGAACAGACCCAAGGUGGAGUCUUGCCUGGCGCAAGGCCAGGAGUACCUCAAGAAGUCUUCCGACCGUCGCGCUUCCAACCUGGAGCACAACCUGCGCACGCUCAAGCAGCGCUGGGACUCGGUCACGGCGCGCGCCAACGACAAGAAGAUCAAGCUGGAGAUCGCGCUCAAGGAGGCCACCGAGUUCCACGACGCGCUGCAGGCUUUCGUGGACUGGCUGACGAACGCAGAGAAGGUCCUGAGCAACCUGAAGCCCGUGUCGCGCGUCAUGGAGACCAUCCUGCAACAGAUCGAGGAGCACAAGGCCUUCCAGAAGGACGUGGGAGUGCACCGCGAGACCAUGCUCAACCUGGACAAGAAGGGCACGCACCUCAAGUACUUCAGUCAGAAGCAGGACGUGAUCCUCAUCAAGAACCUUCUCAUCAGCGUGCAGCACCGCUGGGAGCGUGUCGUGUCCAAGAGCGCCGAGCGCACGCGCGCCCUCGACCACGGCUACAAGGAGGCUAGGGAGUUCCACGACGCGUGGUCCAGCCUCAUGUCGUGGCUGACGGAGACCGAGCAGGGACUCGAGGAGCUGCAGGUGGAGGAGGGCGUCGGAAACGAUCCCGAGCGCAUCAAGCAGCGCCUUGCCAAGCACCGCGAGUUCCAGCGUGCCCUCAGUGGCAAGCAGGCCACCUACGACGCGACCAUGCGUGCCGGCAAGACGCUCAAGGACCGCGCGCCCAAGACGGACGAGACCGCCCUGCGCAACAUGCUGACCCAGCUCAAGAACAAGUGGACCGCCGUCUGCGCCAUGUCCGUCGACCGACAGCGCCGCCUCGAGGAAGCACUCUUGUACUGCGGACAGUUCAAGGACGCCGUCCAGGCGCUCAUGGACUGGCUCUACAAGGUGGACAAGAUCCUCAGCGAGGACGGCCCCGUGCACGGCGACCUGGACACGGUCAUGGCGCUCGUCGAGCAGCACAAGCAGUUCGAGGAGGACCUCAGCAGCCGAUCCGCCCAGGUGGAGUCUGUCAAGCGCACCGGCAAGGACCUCAUGGACAAGGCGACGGCGGCGGACGCGGCGGCCAUCAGGACGCAGCUCAGCGAGCUCACGUCGCUGUGGGACAAGGUGAGCCGACUCUCGGACCGCAAGACGAAGCGGCUGGAGGACGCGCUCAAGGAGGCGGAGCAGCUGCACAAGGCCGUGCACAUGCUGCUCGAGUGGCUGUCGGACGCCGAGAUGAAGCUGCGCUUCGCUGGCACGCUGCCGGAGGACGAGCACGAGACGCGCGCCCAGCUGGCCGAGCACGAGAAGUUCAUUCGCGAGCUGCGCGAGAAGGAGCGCGAGAAGGACUCGACCAUUGCGCUGGCCCAACGCAUCCUGGCCAAGGCGCACCCGGACGGCGCGACCGUCAUCAAGCACUGGAUCACCAUCAUCCAGUCCCGCUGGGAGGAGGUGUCCAGCUGGGCCAAGCAGCGCGAACAGCGCCUCAACGACCACCUGCGCUCCCUCCGCGACCUGGACUCGCUGCUGGAGGAGUUGCUGUCCUGGCUCCAGGGCCUGGAGAGCAACUUGCUGUCCCUGGAGGCCGAGCCCCUACCCGACGACCUGGGUACUCUUAGGCAGCUCAUCCAGGAGCACCAGGAGUUCAUGGAGAAUACUGCCAUGCGGCAAGGGGAGGUGGACGCCGUCUGCAAGAGCAGGCAGGUCGCCAAGGGCCCGGCUGCCAAAGAUAAGGACAGGAGGCCGUCCAAGCCCAGGACCUCGCUGUCAUCUAGAAAGGACCUUGAGCGUGAAUCAUCCCCAGAAUACGAUGCCGCUGGCCGCAAGGGAAGUCGUGCCAGUCCUGGACGGGAGAAAACUCCAGAUAUUUAUCCACACAUUGGACCUCGAUUCCCACCUAAAGGAAGCAAAGGAGCUGAGCCGCAGUUCCGCAGCCCGCGGGUGAAACUUCUGUGGGACAAAUGGCGCAAUGUCUGGAUGCUCUCAUGGGAACGUCAACGUCGCCUGCAAGAGAAGUACAACUACCUGCUUGAAAUGGAGCGUGUUAAGAACUUUAGCUGGGAUGAUUGGAGACGGCGGUUCCUUAAGUUCAUGAACCACAAGAAGUCGCGUCUUACUGACCUGUUCCGUAAGAUGGACAAGAAUAAUGAUGGUCUCAUUCCUCGUGAAGACUUCAUAGAUGGCAUCAUUAAAACCAAAUUUGAUACUAGUCGACUUGAAAUGAAUGCUGUUGCUGACAUGUUUGACCACAAUAACGAAGGACUUAUUGACUGGAAAGAGUUCAUUGCAGCUCUUAGACCAGACUGGCAAGAGAAACAGCCAUCCCCUGAGGCUGAUAAGAUUCAUGAUGAGGUCAAGAGGCUUGUGAUGUUGUGUACCUGCCGACAGAAAUUCCGUGUAUUCCAAGUUGGAGAGGGAAAAUACAGAUUUGGUGACAGUCAAAAGCUCCGUUUGGUGCGAAUUCUUCGGUCUACAGUGAUGGUGCGAGUUGGUGGUGGAUGGGUAGCUCUUGACGAAUUCCUCAUCAAGAAUGAUCCUUGCAGAGUUGAGCUAUAUCUACCACUCCCUGACCCCAAUAAACCUGAAGAGCAUGAUCCUUGGUGCCCUUUGGGCAUCAUUGAACGUGCCAAGGGACGCACCAACAUCGAGCUACGAGAACAGUUCAUCCUGGCUGAUGGUGUGUCGCAAAGCAUGUCUGCCUUCAAGCCCAAACACUCUUCGUCAAGCAGUCAGCGAUCGGCUUCACUGUCCAGCGCUGGUCCAAUCACCAAGAUUCGAGAACGCAGUGCCCGAAGUGUACCUAUGAAAGGUUCUAUGGGUCGGUCAUCAUUCUCCGCCACAUCUGACUCCUUGAGUGACAAUGAGGGUUCUUUCUCACGUGGACCACCAACAAGGAAGUCAUCUGCCCCCAUUAGAUCUUCCCUUACGCCAGGUGGAAGUUUACCUGGAAGUCGAAACAACAGCAGGCCUCCCAGUAGACAGGGAAGCAAGCCUCCCAGUAGACAUGGUUCAAAUCUCUCCUUAGACAGCACUGAUGAGGGCACACCUACUCGAAUUCCUAUGAGACGAGUCACUUCAACACCAUCCUCAGCACAACGAAAACUGACUGUUCCUAUGAAUGGCAGUGCUACCCGACCAAGAACUCCUACAUCUGGUCUCACAAGUCCAGCAAGUGGUGCUGGGUCAAGGUUAGGUACAAUUCACCGCGCUUCAAGUAUCCCCACUCUGACGGGUGUAGGAUCAAGCACCUCGAAGAUUCCAAUCUAUGUUGGAUCGUCUUUAGAUACUCAGGAGGAACAUCUUCCAGCCUCAUCUUUCUCUUGUCCAACUUCAGGCCGGAGUUCCGGUCGGAGUUCAGUCCGAACAAAUUCGUCUUCUAACAUACCUGUUCUUGUGAAGGCAUAUUACUAUUACAGGGCUAGAACUCCAUCAGGCUCAAGCACUCCAGCCCCACCAGGUUUGGGUACGAAGCUGACUCGUAGGACAUCUGGUGCUUCAGAUACUUCAACUGGAGCAGCAAGAAAAGCACCUUUUCACCUGUAAAAAAUGAGGUCUUGCUCAAUCUAAAUUCGGAUGUCAAUCAGCAAGACUGAGUAAAAAAUAUUGCCAGCAAGGAUGAAAAUGUGAAGCAUAUUAUUGCUACUUAUCCUUAAGCCUUGAAGUAACAGAGGCUUCUUGUUAUUGAAUCUUUCAAUAAAAUUGUUAUUAAAUUCUUGAUUUGUAAAUAUUUAGUGUUUUAGAACACUUCUUCUUUUUUCUAAUGUCACAGAGGGACCAUGAUUAAUUACUUAAAACAGUAUUUGGCUGUAAUGACGGCUGUGUUGCUUAUUUUCUUUCUCUUUUUGUUGUUUUGCUGUCAAUACCAAACUUUGUCUUGCUUUUCUUGUAUGUUGUAUCUCAUUUUUAUGGAUUUCCAUUUAUCAGACAUACCUGUGGUUAUGUUCUGUAAAGAUUCUGUUUUGUACCCUAAUAGUGAUGGCAUCUGAAAGAUGCAUUUAUGAAAUCACUGCUUUAAAAUUUUUCUGUUACUGAUAUAUGCGUUAUAGCAUGUCGCUAAUUUAGUCUUUUUGAUUUUGGUGCUUUUACUGAGCUAAACACUCAGUAAGUAAGCUGUUGAUGUGACAUCAUCAGUACCAUUUGUUAUUAUUUAUAAAAAAUGACAUUUAAAUGAAAAUAAUGUAAUUAACUAAAUCAUAUUAUAUAACAGGAGUAACAAGAGCUGUGCUCUGCAACUGACUCAUUAGCGUAUACCACUAAUUUUAAUUGUUGGGAAAUAUCUCUUCCUUCUCUUUUUAUCUGUCCUCACACUUGGCUCUUAUGUUUGAAGAUCAUUUUGUGAGAUAAUGGUGCCAUCUCGUUGGAUAUAGUAGAAAGGAAGAGAAGCCAUGUUACUAUGGUGGAUGUGGAUAGGCAGUAAACUUCUAUCACAUGUGAUUGUUUCAAUUCUAUGUCCCAAAACAAUAUAUACCCGUCUUUGAACAAGAGUAUAUGUCUCAUGGUAAUUAGCUUUAAGGCGUUAUGAUAAUAUUUUACAUCAAAUUGUCCCAUAAUGAUUGGUAGUCACUUCCUUACAUUAUCUGAAUACUCCUACUUAAAUUAUUGAUUGUUUUUGUUAUUAACCUUGUAUUAAUGUUUCAUAAAUCAAAGAAGAACUGAGUCAAUUGAUUGAUAAGCCAUAUUGUUGUAAAUAUUUUAUGUCUUCAAUUAUGAGGGAAAGAAAACGUCCAAAAAGGGUGUUUAUUUUCUGUAUGAAAGGUACCAAGUGUAUCGAUACAGUUUUGUAAAGAAAAAAGGAAAGAAAUUAUUAGUAUGUCUUGUAAAUACAAGAUAGAUUACUUUGUGCAAAUCUAGAAUUUUUGUAAAAUGUAUUUUAAUUUUUUUAUGGUUUUGAUGUUCUUGUACUAUAUUGUGUUAUGAUAGGAUGCUGCUUGCAUAUAUUUUUGAAAUUGAAAAGAGAUUUGUUUGGCUUUUAUGUCUGUCAGUCAUUGUACAUUUUUCUAAAAUACUUUUGUAUGAAAUUAGGUUUAGAACCACAUGAAGUGCGUUUAUAGAAGUAUUAAAUGCAUGCUCCUAUUCAUUGUAAUUAAUAUAGAAAAUGAAAUUUUAUGUUAUUUAAUUGUGCUGUGUAAGUCUAGUUAACAAAUUUGCUUAUUAAAUCAUCUCACCAUUA
Messenger RNA from Frankliniella occidentalis (western flower thrips), 18340 nucleotides. RefSeq names its product dystonin (gene shot). Gene Ontology annotation, biological process: intermediate filament cytoskeleton organization; wound healing. The transcript is spliced from 42 exons. Gene Ontology annotation, cellular component: membrane; cytoplasm; intermediate filament. Gene Ontology annotation, molecular function: microtubule binding; calcium ion binding; structural molecule activity. Bases 1057 to 16713 code for a protein of 5218 amino acids. The record is from RefSeq and is a predicted model, not a curated record. Lineage: Eukaryota; Metazoa; Arthropoda; Insecta; Thysanoptera; Thripidae.